Messenger RNA from Pistacia vera, 1334 nucleotides. Its product is annotated as ankycorbin-like. The transcript has 3 exons. Lineage: Eukaryota; Viridiplantae; Streptophyta; Magnoliopsida; Sapindales; Anacardiaceae. Bases 167 to 901 code for a protein of 244 amino acids. Gene Ontology annotation, molecular function: protein binding. The record is from RefSeq and is a predicted model, not a curated record.
UUAAUUUCUCUUGUUUGGGGGGAGUCGGUAAUCACAACAUGCUUUUUGUUCUAUCAAAAUCCUACGUGUAGCCAAUAAUCAAAAUUUAGGUAACUAUAUAUUUUUUUUCUUUUAAUUUGAAUCAUCAGAGUUUAAUGUGGAUGUCUCAAAGGAGUCUUCGAUCUCAAUGGUAUUAGGUGGGAAUGUUAAGGAAAAACAAAUUAAGUCUUCAACGAAAGAAGAUGAAACUGUGCCGGUAAUAAAUUCUACUUCAUUCUCAAAAGAUCAAAUUGAAACGAGAAAUAGGCAUUUCAAAUUGUACCGGGCUGCACUGGCAGGUGAUUGGAACUCAGCUGAAAAAAUUUUCAAGGAAGAUAAAAUUUAUAUAACGGCUAAGCUAUCAAAGGAAGGGGAAACUGCUCUCCAUAUUGCAGCUGCAGCAAUGAGCACUGAUUUUGUGAAAAAGCUGCUCGAACAAAUGAAAAGAGAGGAUUUAGCCAUAAAAAAUAAUGCUGGCAGUACGGCCUUCUUUCUUGCAGCUGCAUCCGGAAUAGUUGAAAUUGUCAAGGCCAUGAUGGAGAAGAAUAAAGACUUAGUAAAAAUUAGAGGUAAUAAUGACAUGUUACCGCUUCACAAGGCAACUCUGAUGGGAAAAAAAGAGAUGGUGGAAUACCUUUAUGAAGCCACUGGAGAUGAGUUAUUAGAUGAUAACGAUCGCUUCGAAUUGCUUAUCAGUCUGCUAAACCAUGGUUUGUAUGAUAUUGCGCUAGAUUUGGUAGAGAGGCACCCGGAGAUGGCUAUUGCGCGUGAUGAAAACAAGAAGACGGCAUUGCAUUACUUGGCUCGAAUGUCUGGACUAGAGGAUACUAUCGAUUUUAGCGUGGUUGCACGUUGGAAGAGAUCAGUGAUCUAUCUUUGUUAGUUCUCUCUAAUCAUUAACACCUUUAUCAUGCUUUGAUUUUUUUUUUUUUUUUAUGAAUCAUUAUAUAUAUAUAUAUAUGAAGGUUUCGGUAACACCACUUUUUUUACAUAAAAUAUAACACAAUUCACGAGUCAUCCAAUGAAAUUACACUUACAUAAUUAAUACACUUUGAAAAUACCAUAAUUAAGACACAAUCUCAACCAUUCAAAUGUUUUAAUCUAAAAUGUCAAAGAUUAUGUCAAAACUUGUGUAAAAAUAGAACGCUCUUGAACCUUUCACACACACAUUAUUGGAAACAAGUAUAAGAAGCAGGGUUGUUUCUGCAAAGAUUAGAAGUUAAGUAGGGUUGUUUUUGUAAAGAAAUAAAAUUGUCACCACACGGUGCGUUUUGUGUGCUUUUGUAUCAGACUAUAUAAUGUCUUCUGUAACUAAU